Molecule: messenger RNA, 479 nt
Organism: Oncorhynchus mykiss (rainbow trout)
Lineage: Eukaryota; Metazoa; Chordata; Actinopteri; Salmoniformes; Salmonidae
Source: RefSeq, a predicted model, not a curated record
GUAACAAUUUUGCUAGCUCACGACUGUUUUAUUGAUCAUUUUCAGAAACGCAGAUUACAAGAUCAUGAAACAAAUGUCUCGGCGGGACAAAAUCUUUUCCCGGUGGAGUUUCCCAGCGCUCAGAGCAUAAAAUAGAAGUCCAAUGAAUGUGCACGCGGGGACAUAGCACGAAAAACGGCUUAGAAGUGAUGGCAAACUGUCGAGACCCAUGGUUGCCAUGGGUGACAGUCCGUCAUGAGUAUAUUGGCCGGAAAGCCUACCAGAUCCCUCAUUCUACAGCUGUCAGGGACAUCAAGCAACUUAUCUAUGAAGAAACUGACCUGCCUGUCAUUGAGCAGCAGCUGGUUCACAAUGGGAAAGUGCUGGAUGACAAAGUGCAGAUUGGGACCCUGGUACCCAGGGGAAGCCCUGAAGUAUCCGUGACACUGGAGGGAAGGGGCCUGAAAGGGGGAGGUAAAAUGAUAGAUAACUGGAAAUAG